UAGCCCAGUCUACUGCUUACAUCCCCGCACUCUCUGUGGUACUAUGGCGCUACACUUAAACCUUGCCGCAUACGUGGCGCUGAAUGCCGCAUUCUUAUUCACUUUGGACCAUGUGGCAGUUGCCGUGGGCAACACAGGAGCUUCAGGGUCUCUCUCCGGCCUUCUAACCCCGUAUGACGAGCUGUAUUAUUUGGGAGUUCGAGCGUAUUUUACGGAGCAAUGGGAGAAAGCCGCGGAGCACAUUGAAAAGUCGAUAUCUACCAGAGAAGCACUUCACAAGAUUAGGCGAAAAUGUCACGACGAAUGUGCAACAACGGGACACGAAAUAGCUUCCAAACUAGACACAGAAAAAGGCAGCAACUGGGAUCUGUGGGCGUUGGACUGGAUCCAGCAGCAAGCUGAGUGCAUAAAGUUCUGCUUGGGCCGAGCAGUCACUCCUGCCGGUCAGCUCCCCGUGUCGACAGACAUCGAGUAUGAAUUCGGGACUCGCAACCCUUACAACUUCCUGCAGCUCACCUACUAUAAGCUGGGCAAGCCACAGAUGGCCGCCUCGGCUGCGCACACCUUCUUCGUUGCCAACCCGAGUCACCUGGAGAUGAGGAACAACAUUGAGAAGUACAGGCGCAUGGAUGGUGUCACAGAGGAGGCCUUUCGGGACCGAGAGAGAGACCCAGAGAAGCACUGGGAGUUGUACGAUGCGGCUCUCCUAGCCGAAAGCUCCUCGGAUUUGGCUCGGGCAGCAGAGAGGUGGCAGGAGUGCGUGAACGAGACGCUGAAGCAGACGGACGAGUGCAGGGCUCAGUGCGUGGUGGCGUCACAGCGCCUCCCAGAGGACAGGGAGACUGUCCAGGGAACCUACGAGAAUGCCGCAGCACUUUCUCUAUCACUGUUGUCAUGCAAACAAAUGUGUGUGUCUCUGGUGUCGACACGACCUGGAAGAAUUUCUCCCCAGGAAGACCUCCUUCCAAUGCAGUUGGAACAUCUUCAUAUUGCUCAGUACAAAGCAGGGGACCUGAAGGGGGCAGUGCAGACUCUGCGCUCCCUGUUGCUUUUCUAUCCGACGGACGCCGACUCGCUCAGUAACCUGCAGCUCUACUCUGAGUUUAUAGAGGGCGACGCUGAAGCUCAGGCCACAGUCCCAUUACAAGAGAUUGUCAGAUAUGUCACCAGAGCUCUAGCAGAGAAGAAACUGCUCUAUUUUGGAGUGGAAAAUCUGGACUUCGAAUUCACUGACCCGGAUCUCUGGACGCCUGAGGAGGUAGUGCCUGACUCGCUGAGGGAGCGCUGGAGAGCAGAGAGGGAGCAGCUUAAUGCGAAACUGAAGGAAGGAGAGAAGGUGCUAGAGGUGGAUGACAGUGGCUUCUAUGCUGGUGGUCCAGUUCCCCAGGUUGGUGUCACAAUAACAAUGGACGACGAUGCCAUGAACGGAACAAAUCGCGUUGUGUUGGAUGGCGUUCUGUCACAGUCUGAAUGUGACACCAUGAUGCAGCUGGCCAGUGUUGCAGCGUCGGUUGGUGAUGGUUACAGGGGAAGACGUUCUCCUCACACACCUCAUGAGAAAUUUGAGGGUCUGACAGUUCUAAAAGCUCUUAAGUUGGCCCAGGAUGGAAUGGUAAACCAAUCAGAUGCCAGGCUCUUGCAUGAAAUGGGGGAGAGAGUUCGAACACUAAUGCACUCAUAUUUCAGGAGCCACUCCAUUCUCUACUUCGCCUACACACACCUAGUUUGCCGAUCCGCCAUUCCAGGGCAUCAGGAGGGACGUUUGGAUCUGUCUCACCCUGUUCAUGUGGAUAACUGUAUACUGGAGCCAGAGACCAGGCAGUGUUGGAGAGAGCUACCUGCAUUCACCCACAGAGACCUAAGUGCAGUUCUCUACCUGAAUGAUGGUUUUGAAGGGGGAGAGAUCUUCUUCACGGACAGAGAUGCCAAAACAGUUACAGCCAGGGUCAAGCCCACCUGUGGGCGACUUGUUGGUUUCACAUCAGGACCCAUCAACCCUCAUGGUGUUACUGCGGUUACAGUUGGCCGCAGGUGUGCGCUCGCACUGUGGUUUACCACGGAAAAGCACCACAGGGACAUGGAACGGGAGGAGGCAGAGGCCAUGUGGGCAGCAGAAGGACUGGCCGUAGUAAAAGAAGAAGCAGAAGAUCCAAACAGCACCCUUUCACCUGCACGGAGAGGGCGGAGCCAAGCCUCUAAGGGGAGGAGCAAAGAGAGGGAGAGAGUGUCAAGUAGGAGGGAUGAACUUUGAAAGCGAUGGGUGAAUGGGACCAACCAUCACACAACCCAUUCCACACUGCAAGAACAUGCUUGGAUCUUUGAUCUGUUCAUGAACAUUCUGUAUUCAAUCAUGACACAUCUUGGUGUCAAGAUGUUUGUGUGUGUGUGUGUGUGUGUGUGUGUGUGUGUGUGUGUGUGCGCGUGUGCGUGUGUGCGUGUUUAUUUUUGUCUCAUCCAGAUUUGUGUCUAUGAAAGGCCGUUUAUUAAUGCUGUCUCGGGAUUUACUAUGUGAAAUCUCUUUCUCAGAAUAAACAGACAAUAAUGGGAUUAACUGAA
Electrophorus electricus (electric eel) is the source of this 2556-nucleotide messenger RNA. It is a transcript of the gene p3h3, whose product is annotated as prolyl 3-hydroxylase 3. The record is from RefSeq and is a predicted model, not a curated record. NCBI's taxonomy places the organism in Eukaryota, Metazoa, Chordata, Actinopteri, Gymnotiformes, Gymnotidae. Gene Ontology annotation, molecular function: iron ion binding; procollagen-proline 3-dioxygenase activity; protein binding. Gene Ontology annotation, cellular component: endoplasmic reticulum. Gene Ontology annotation, biological process: collagen metabolic process.